Eufriesea mexicana is the source of this 1621-nucleotide messenger RNA. RefSeq names its product cytochrome P450 6a2-like. Bases 30 to 1535 code for a protein of 501 amino acids. Gene Ontology annotation, molecular function: heme binding; iron ion binding; monooxygenase activity. NCBI's taxonomy places the organism in Eukaryota, Metazoa, Arthropoda, Insecta, Hymenoptera, Apidae. The record is from RefSeq and is a predicted model, not a curated record. The transcript is spliced from 5 exons.
UGAGCAACAGCCAGUCUCUGCGAACUGUCAUGGCCGACUACUUGCAAAUCUUAGGGGUCCUCGUGGCGCUGGUGCUCGCGUUAUACUAUUACCUCGGAUCGUCUUUCGAUUAUUGGAAAAGUCGCGGUGUGGUUGGACCUAAGCCUAUACCAAUUUUCGGCAAUAUCAAGGAUGUUCUGCUCAGGAAGAUUAGUAUGGGUGAUUACGUGACGCAACUAUACAACGAAUACAACAACGAGAAUAUGAUCGGUAUAUUUGCAAGAGCCAAUCCAGCUGUAAUUUUGCGAGACAUGGACCUUAUCAAGGACGUUUUAAUCAAAGACUUCUCUACGUUCGACGAUAGAGGAAUGGUUGUUCUCGACAAGGCCAAUCCGAUGUCUAUGAACUUGUUCAACCUGGAGGCGGAAAGAUGGCGGCCACUACGGAUGAGGCUGUCGCCAGUGUUCACUUCCGGCAAAUUAAAAGAUAUGUUCCCCUUGAUACUGGAGUGCGCUGAACAUUUGGAACAAUGCUUGGACAAAAUUGCGGAAAAGAGUGAACCAAUGAAUUGUAACGAAACAGCAGCGAGGUACACCACGGACGUGAUUGGCAGCUGCGCUUUCGGGAUCAACAUGAACGCUCUGGAAAACGAGCGCAGCGAAUUUCGAAGAAUAGGCAGGAAAAUCUUCGACCAGGAUUUCAAAUCGGCAGUGUUGCACACUAUACAAGAAACUGCACCGCGAUUAUACAGUUUACUUUCCUACGUGUUACCUCCUUCGGAAUUAAGCACUUUCAUGACGAAAGUCGUCUCGGAUACGAUCAAGUAUAGGGAAGAGAACAACGUCGUGAGGCCAGAUUUUAUAAACAUGCUGAUGGAGUUGAAGAAGCAUCCGGAUAAACUGGAGAAUAUCGAUUUAACAGACACUCUGCUCACCGCCCAAGCUUUCGUUUUCUUCGCGGCUGGGUUUGAGACAUCCUCCACAACAAUUGGUCACGCUCUUUACGAAAUGGCCCUGAACCCCACUAUACAGGACAAACUGCGAAGGGAAUUGAGAGAGUCCAGUGCCAAGAAUAAUGGCAACCUCACGUACAAUGUGGUCAAGGAAAUGAAAUACUUGGACAAUGUAUUUAAAGAGACUCUUAGGAAAUAUCCACCAGGCACGCUUUUACAGAGACAAUGCAAUAGCAAUUACACCUUUAGUGGAACAAAAGUAACGAUCACUAAAGGAAGCCGGGUGAUUAUCCCACUGUACGCAAUUCAAAAAGAUCCUAAUGUCUACCAAAAUCCGGAUGUCUUCGACCCAGAAAGAUUCAACGGAGAUGCAGUGGCUGCCAGGCAUCCAAUGAGCUUCUUGCCUUUCGGCGAUGGACCAAGAAAUUGCAUUGGGGCACGUUUUGCAAUUUAUCAAACCAAGCUUGGAUUGAUAAAAAUGUUGCAAAAUUUCAGGGUUGAUGUUUGUGAAAAGACAGUCAUUCCUUAUGUAAAUAAUCCAACGACUCGUGUACUGGCUCCGAUAGGUGGAAUUCACUUAAAAAUAAGCAAGGUACAAAAAUGAACUCAAAACUGAAAUAAAUUGAGACACAUCGAACACGUAUAACAUAUGGUAUUGUUUUGAAAUAUUCAAAUGACAUUCUAUGACUG